GUUGUGUGGUCACAGUCCAAGCCGAUCCAGCCUUCAGUAAUGUGACAAAUUAUUUUCCAAUUCUGUCACUUAAAUCUUUUUCAACCAAUAAAAUUUUUUUUCAUUUAUUUAAUAAAAUGAGUGGUCACAACCUCUACCAAUCUAACUUUUUUAUAAAAUUUAUCAAAAGUUGAUCGGUGUUUAAAAAAAAUAAGUUAACAAAUUUAUCACUACGAUUACAAUGUGUUUGAACUUUUUAAUCAGCAAUAAAAAUCAUUCAAUUUUGAUUAAUUGACCCUGUUUAAAAAAUUCAUAAAUGCGGCACUGUGAAGUGGAAAAAUAAUUUUUACAGUAAAAAAUAAUUCCGUGGUAGUGAGAGAAUAAGAAUAAUGACGAAGGUUGAAAUAGUCCAGAUAACGCUAUGGGAACAAACGAAAUUACAUUUACUUUGUUUCAUAUACGGAUUAUAUGUAAUAGCAAAGUGUUUUUUCAAGUGGACAUGGGACCGUAAAAAUUUUUUCCGAAUGCACCAACGAGAUAAACCGCCGCCUUGUCUCGUCGAUGACAGUCUCGGUAAACAUUCUUACGUUAAAUUGAAGGGUAUAAAAUUUCAUUAUGUGGAAACAGGAGAAAAAUAUAAACCGUUAUUAUUAUUAUUACAUGGUUUUCCUGACUGCUGGCUGUCUUGGAGAGAACAAUUACCAGUUUUAUCAGAACACUAUAGGGUAAUUGCUUUAGAUUUGAAAGGGUUUGGCGAUAGUGAUAAACCGACGAGAAGAAGAUCAUACAGAAUGGAAGUUUUGAUAAAUGAAUUGCGUCAAUUUAUUUCAACACUGGGAGUUGAUAACUGCAGUAUAAUUGGCCACGAUCUUGGCGGUUUAUUGGGCUGGUUUAUGACAAUGCUUCAUAGUGAAAUAAUUGAUAAAUUUGUUGCAAUAUCUAGUCCACACCCGAAUCUUUAUUGGGCUGAGUUAUCGAAAAAUAAAUCUUUUCAUAAAUGGAUGCAUUUUAGUAGGCUACCUUUCUUACCGGAAAUAGAUGCACUGAAAGAGGAUUUAUCUAUUAUCAAUAACACGUUUCAACAUCUGCAGGCAAAUCAGAAAAGUGAGAAAAAUUAUGUUGAAGCUUAUAAAUAUGCAUUUAGUAGGAGAGAAGAUUGGACUGGGCCGAUAAAUUAUUACCGCAAUUUGCCGUUCGUUCGUGUGAAUUCAAACGAACCGCUUGUCAAUCAGACAUUACUCAUAGUCGGCAAUUCAGAUCCUUGGAUUUCACUGGAAAGUAUCGUUCGAAGUUCAGAAUACGUUUUGAGAUCCAACAUCAAAGUUAUCACGGGCGCGCAACAUUUUCCACAUCAGGAAAAUCCAGAUAUGGUCAAUCAAGUUAUUUUAAAUUUUUUCAUAGGACCUCCAGUACAGAAUGAAAAAAAUAAUAGCAAAAGUAUAGUUUCGACAUGGCUUGGUUCACUUAGUAGUACAGUGAAAUACGGAAACCAAGUCUUUGAUGCAGUUCAUAAAAGAACAAAUGGUGUUAUAAGUGGCUUGCCAAAUAAAGUACUCUACCUAGGUCAUACAACAACGUUAUAAAUUAAACAACAUAAUGAAAUGAAAUGAAAAAAAUUUUCAUUU
This is a messenger RNA of Microplitis demolitor, 1604 nucleotides long. Its product is annotated as epoxide hydrolase 4. Gene Ontology annotation, molecular function: hydrolase activity. Bases 369 to 1562 code for a protein of 397 amino acids. The transcript is spliced from 6 exons. The record is from RefSeq and is a predicted model, not a curated record. Lineage: Eukaryota; Metazoa; Arthropoda; Insecta; Hymenoptera; Braconidae.